Messenger RNA from Closterium sp. NIES-65, 2394 nucleotides. NCBI's taxonomy places the organism in Eukaryota, Viridiplantae, Streptophyta, Zygnematophyceae, Desmidiales, Closteriaceae. The record is from the annotation of a GenBank genome assembly.
AUGGGCCACGCGGCUCCAGAAACCGAGGGAGCUUUUCAGACUGGAUUGGACAUUCCUAUCAACACGCAGGAUGAGCCGGCCGCUGGUGACGUGUCGACUGACAGCCAGGCUGCACGUGCCGGCCACGUGGACAAAGCGGAGCGUGGAUCGACGAUCGAAUUGGGUCAAGAGGAAGCUGUUGGGGAGUCGCCGCAGCAGGAGAGGGAGCGAAGUGCGGAGAUGGCGAAGGAGAGUGCUAAGAAGGAAGCUCGUAAGGCGACCGACGAGGUGAAGGAGCAUGCUGCGAGCGGAUGGGACGCAGCGAGACGCGGCGUCGCGGAGACUACGGAGUCGAUCAAGCAGUCGGCGAAGGAAGCUUCCGAGAAGUUCAAGCAACCAGCGGCGCGCGAGUCGAGUGAGGAUGUGAGCCGGAAAGCCAGCGAGGGUGCUGCUGCGUCGGCGGAACGCGCUGCGCCAGUGGAGUCGCAGAAGGCGGCGGAAGGAGCAGCGGUGGCGGAGAGGAAAGCGGAAGAUGCGCGUGCAGUGAAGGAGAUUGCGCAGCAGGCGCAGGCGGAGGCGCAAGCGGCGGGGGAGAAGGUGCAAGGGUCGUUCGACUCAAUGGCUGAGCGCGCGCGCGGGGUGAUGGAGCGCACGCUGGAAAGCAUUCAGGAGACCGUCGAGGCCGCGCGCGAGCGGUCCGCGCAGGCGGGGGAAACGGCGGAGCAGGCGGGCGAGACGGCGAAGGAGGCCGGGCGGGAGGCGUACGAGAAGGGGAAGGGGUUCGCAGCGGAGACAAAGGAUGCGGCUGUGUAUCUCGUGUUCACGUUCUUGCAGGAGAACCUCGAGGCGGCGGGCACCGUCACGGCGAGAGGGCUGGGCAAGGCGGCGGGUACGGUGGAAGGAGCAGCAGAAGCGGUUGGCGAGACUGAGCGGACGGCGGAGGGCAUUGAGUCUGCGCAGGAGGGCGCGCGCGGCGCGUACGACCGCACGGCGGAGAACGUAUCCGCGUCUGCAGCUGGCGCGCGCGACCGCACGGCAGAAACCAUCGAGUCCGCGCAGGAGGGCAUUGCAUCCGCAGAGGAGGGCGCAAAGGACGCGUACAACCGCACGGCGGAAAACAUCUUUGCCUCCGCCGCUGGUGCGCGCGACACUGGCGCAGUCGCGACGGGCACCGUCGCAGGCGCGGUUGGGCAGAUCUUCCACUCGUUUGCGGAGGCGCUAGGCGUCGCGGGGAAGCACGCCCCGCCGGAGGCGCCAGUGGGGGAGGUGCCUUCGGCGGAAGCGUCAGCGGCGCAUCGCCCGCUUUCUGCGGACGUGAAAAGUGGCGGAGAGCCUUCCGUCCCCCAUGCGCCUGACCGCGCGCCUGCCAGCCUCUCCGCGCGCACAUCCGCGGAAGGAGGUGGCCAGCACGCGGGGGGAAGCCGGGCAGGCGGCGGAGGGGAAGCGGGGGAAGCGGAAAGGCACGCGGGGAAGGCAAGCUUUGGGGAGGAGGGGGCAAUAGAGCCGGGACUGGGCGGGGGUGUACGGUAUCAUCCUGAACCCAGCGCUGAUCUCGGGGGGUCUGGUCUGAGUGCCAUGUUUGCUGCUGGGAGCAAGGCGGAUGUUCCACAGAACUACCUCCACGCUAGCCAGGAGACAGGCGAACUAGCGUCUAAACGAACUGCUGAUGUUGGUGGUGGUGGUGAGAGUGGUUCCCGCGGUGCCGCAGAGGAAUCUGGUCCUGGGCAUGGUGGGGGUGAUGGGACGGCGGCCACUGAGACAGCAGCAGGCAGGUCGGCAGUGAAAUCGCCUUCAUCAGAUGAACGCGGCGUGUUUGGUGGAGGGGGUGUUCCUGGCGCCAAGAGCGUCCCGUGGGACCAGGUGAAAGUGGGGGAAGGCGUGGAUGAGAAAGGGGUGGACAGGAGGCAACAGGUGGAGAUGCUUAAAGGGGGGGCGAGGGAGCCGCUCGGUAGAAUCACAAAGGCUGUUAUGGAUAAGUCCGGGAUUGAGACUGUGGAGCCAAAGAAUCGAAUUGCAAAGGAGAAUACCGUGGCGCCGAAAAUUGCCGGCCAGAGGGAGGAGCUGGGGAUUGGCGGGGUGGCAGGUGAGGGAGGAAAGGGCGGAGGAGAGGAAGGAGAGGGGAUGGCGGGAGGGGAAAGGGGAAGGGGAGGUGAAGGGGGAGGAGGAGGGGGGUGGGUGAGUGAUUUGGUAAAUCGGGCGCAUAUGGGAGAUUUGGUGGAGCAGGCGAAGGUGAGGCGGCAGAGUGUGAAGCAUGCUGGGGUGUUGGAAUCAGUUGCAACUGCUGCCGAGCAUGUGAAGGAUGCUAUGGUGGGGAGGAGGGCUGUGGGAGGAGGGGAAGGGGAUGUGGAGAGUGCCAAGAUGGCUGAUUCGGAACUGGGGAGGCUGGUAAAGGAAGCACAGCUGAAGGAGCAGUAG